AUGAAGGUCGCCAUCGCAUUGCUGGCCCUUGUGGGCCUGGUCGCCGCGACCAGUUUGCACCAGGUGCAUCAGGUCAAGGUCGCCGACAAGUCCUUCCUCGAGAAGCAGAAGUUCCUGCUCGAGAUCGUCUACCGUGUUGAAGACCCGCUGGCGUUCGAGGAGUACAUCAAGCAGGGCGAUAAGUUCUACUUCGAGGAGACCCACUACACGCACUUCGACCUGUACAUGAAGAAGUUCUUCGAGGCCUACAAGGCGCAUGCCUUGCUGCCCAAGGGCGAGUUCUUCGGCGCGUUGGUCAAGUUCCAUGCCAAGCAGGCUCGCGGCCUGUUCAACUUCUUCUACUACGCCAAGGACUGGGAGACCUUCAUGACCAACGUGGCCUGGGCCCGCAUGCACGUCAACGAGGGCAUGUUCGUUUACGCUCUGACUCUGGCCGUCAUCCACCGCGAGGACCUCCACGGACUGGUGCUGCCCGCCAUCCACGAGAUCUUCCCACAGUUCUUCUUCAACAGCAAGUUCGUGUUCGAGGCCGAGAAGUUCGACUACGAGAUGUGGAUGAAGACCAGUCUGUACGAGAAGGAGUACCUGGACGUGUACCACAAGACCCACGGAUACGGAUACGGAUACGGAAACAUGUACCAGUCCAGCGACUACAUGUACAUCAGGGACUUCAAGACCUGGCAGUGGUGGAAGCUGAUGGGUCUGGGCGAGCACUGGUACAGCGAGGAGAAGUACAUCCUUCGCGAAAACAAUUACGAAUUCAACCAGGAGGGCAAGUGGCUCUCGAUGAUGAAGGACGUGAAGAAGUUCUACAUGCCAGUGGACUACACCCGCGACCUGAACCUCUACAACGAGGAGUCGAAGCUCUCGUACUUCACCGAGGAUCUGGGAUGGAACGCCUACUGGUACUACCUGAACAUGGACUACUCCUUCUUCCUGGACGGCACCACCUUCGGCCUGAAGAACGACCGUCGCGGUGAGUGGUGGCUGUACAACGUGCACCAGCUGCUCAGCAGGUACUACAUGGAGCGCCUCGCUCACGGUCUUGGCGAGAUCCCCGAGUUCUCCUGGUACCACCAGAUCGAGAUGGGCUACGACCCACAGAUGGUCUACUACAACGGCGUGGGCUUCAGCUCCCGCAAGAACUACUACGAGAUGGAGACGUACGGCAACUUUGAGAUGCUGGACAAGAUCACCGGCUUCCUGGGACGCAUCCACAACAUCAUCGCGAUGGGAUAUUACACGACUGCCGAUGGUCACACGAUCGACCUGCGCAAGCCCGAGUCCGUCGAGUUCAUUGGCAACAUGAUGCAGGGCAACAUCGACGCCAUGGACAAGAUGUUCUACCAGUUCUGGUACAUGUUCGCCCAUAUGUACUUUGCCGAAACCGACUACCCCCAGAUGGAUGUCUAUCCCAAUGUGAUGCUCAAUUUCGAGACCAUGAUGCGCGACCCCCUGUUCUACAUGUUCUACAAGUCGAUCGCCGAGGUCUACUUCCAGUUCAUGCACCACCUGCCCAAAUACACCAAGGAGCAGCUUUUGAUGCCGGGCGUCACCCUGAAGCAAGUGGAGGUCAGCGAACUGACCACCUACUUCGAUUUGGUUGACUUCGAUGUGACCAACAUGCUGAACGAGAAGAUGAUCUUCGCCGAUGGCAAGUUUGUGUGGGACAAGUCUCUGUUUGCCCGUCAGAUGCGUCUGAACCACAAGCCAUUCAGCUACACCUACACCAUCGAGUCUGACAAGGUCGAGAAGGUGGUUAUUCGCGCCUUCCUGGGCCCGAAGUUCGAUGAGUUCGGCAGGACGAUCUCGUUGGCGGACAACCGCAUGAACUUCAUGGAGAUCGACGAGUUCUACUACGAGCUGAAGACAGGCAGCAAUCUGGUAACCCGCAAAUCCGACGCAUUCACCUGGACCGUCAAGGAUCGCACCACCUACACCGAGCUGUACAAAUACACGAUGGCCUUCGACGGCAAGUACGACUUCCCCGUGGACAUCAGCGAGCCCCACUGCGGAUUCCCCGAUCGCUUAGUGCUGCCCAAGGGCUGGAAGAGCGGUAUGCCCAUGCAGAUGUUCUUCAUGGUCCUGCCGUACGUCGCCCCCGCCCACGAACAGUUCGCCACCUUUGGACAGACCUAUUCCUGCGGCAUCGGUUCCGGAGCCCGCUUCCUGGACACCAUGCCCUUCGGCUAUCCCUUCGACCGUGAGAUCGAUGAGUACGAGUUCUUCGUGCCCAACAUGUACUUCAAGGACGUGUCCAUCUACCACACCGACUCCAUGGAGAAGUACCAACAGUACAAGGGCUACUCCGACUACGGCCACUUCGACUACUCCUUCUUCAGCGACUACUACACCAAGUACUUCAAGUUGUAA
Molecule: messenger RNA, 2373 nt
Organism: Drosophila rhopaloa
Lineage: Eukaryota; Metazoa; Arthropoda; Insecta; Diptera; Drosophilidae
Gene: Lsp1alpha
Product: larval serum protein 1 beta chain
Exons: 2
Coding region: 1-2373 (790 amino acids)
Source: RefSeq, a predicted model, not a curated record